Messenger RNA from Nipponia nippon (crested ibis), 1542 nucleotides. NCBI's taxonomy places the organism in Eukaryota, Metazoa, Chordata, Aves, Pelecaniformes, Threskiornithidae. The record is from RefSeq and is a predicted model, not a curated record.
CAGCGCGCGGCUGCGAGCAGGAACCGAGCUGCAGCCAUGGCAGAGAGCAAGAGCGGGGGAGCCGGGCUCUUCGCCAAGCAGGUCCAGAAACGGUUCAGCCGGGCGCAGGAGAAGGUUUUGCAGAAACUGGGCAAAACGGUGGAAACCAAAGACGAGCAGUUCGAGCAAAGCGCGUACAACUUCCAGCUGCAGCAGAAUGAAGGCAAUAAACUCUACAAAGAUCUCAAGGCUUUCCUUGGCGCGGUGAAAGUGAUGCACGAGAGCUCCCGGAAAGUGGCCGAAACGCUGCAGGAGAUUUACAGCACCGACUGGGACGGUCACGAGGAGCUGAAAGCCAUCGCAGAUAGCAAUGACCUCCUGUGGGACGACUACGAGGCGAAGCUGGCCGACCAAGCCCUGCGGUUGAUGGAGAACUACCUGGCUCAGUUCGGGGACUUUAAGGAGCGCAUCGCCAAGCGGGGCCGUAAGCUGGUGGACUACGACAGCGCCCGGCAUCAUCUGGAAGCUCUGCAAAGCGCCAAGAAGAAGGACGAGGCAAAAAUUGCCAAGGCCGAGGAGGAGUUUAAUAAAGCCCAAGCGGUGUUCGAAGACCUGAACAGGGACCUUCGGGAGGAGCUGCCGGUUCUGUAUGGCAGCCGCAUCGCCUGCUACGUGACCAUCUUCCAGAACAUCUCCAACCUCCGCGACGUCUUCUACAAGGAGAUGAGCAAGCUCAACCGCGACCUCUACGAGGUGAUGAGCAAACUGGACAAGCAGCACUCCAGCAAAGUCUUCAUCAUUAAAGGCGUCCCCAGCAACCGGCGCUCGCUGGUCAUCUCCUCGCCGGUGAGCCCCCCGGCCAUGUUCCCCUGCCCGGGGAAGGCACCAGACUGGCAGCCCGUGGUGGAAGCGGAGGCGAUGGCGGAGUCCCCUGGGGUGGGCAGCGGUGCCACCGACGCCGUCUCCAACGGGGAGCUGGGUGCUGCCGUCCCCGGCCCGCCACCGGCUUCGCCCGCCAGCGGUGGGUCCCUGUCGGAGUCGGCGUCGGUCUCCAGCGAGGAGGCCCCAGAGCCCGGCCCCAGCCCCGAAGCUCCGUCCUGCGAGCAGGGGACAUCAGUGGCAGGGGCCCCCCAUCAGCUGGGCGGCACGGCCACCAACGGCGAGGGUCAGGCAUGGCCCCAGGAGCCACUGUCCCCCGCCCCGGCUGUCCCCUGCGAUGCCCCAGGUCCCACGGCAGAGGCACCGGCGUGUGCGUCCCCGGGCGGCGGGCAGGAGCCGUGCCGGCUCAGCGGUGCCGCGGGCGAGCACAGCGACUCCGAGGAGAGCAUGGAGGUGAUGGACAUCGAGCCAAAGGUGGCCAAAACUCAGAUGGGGCUGGAUCUGGCCCUCGACGCGGCACCAAGCGGCUGCCCUGGGGACGGCGGUGCCCCCUCUGGCUCCCCAGCCGAGGAGCAGGGCUGUCCCGGGAUGCCGGAGCAGGACACGAGCCAGGACGCGAGCCGGGACCCCCCACCAGCAGCGGACGCCCCCCAGGACCCCACCGAGACCCUCACCUCCCUGUGA